Mytilus trossulus (common blue mussel) is the source of this 792-nucleotide messenger RNA. RefSeq lists its product as uncharacterized. The transcript is spliced from 5 exons. The coding region runs from base 1 to 792 and encodes 263 amino acids. NCBI's taxonomy places the organism in Eukaryota, Metazoa, Mollusca, Bivalvia, Mytilida, Mytilidae. The record is from RefSeq and is a predicted model, not a curated record.
AUGAUUUUAGUUCCUGUCUUUUUAUGUGAACUUGGUGCUACUCUGGAAAAUCUACACGUGGUGGAUAAAAUAGAAUAUCGUGAGCAUUUGUUGCUACAACUACCAUACUCAUCAAAGACUUCAUCUACUCUUGUUACAGUUUCAAGGUAUUUUAUUAAGGUGAAGAAAGCUGUCAUAACAGAAGCUGAAGAAAACAAAGAAGAUGAAGACGGUAAAAAAUCAAAAGCUCAUAUUCAACACUGGCUUAGUGAGAAAGUUUUAGGUCAACACGGAGGAGAACUUCUCUUAGCAUGGAAUUCUUUGGAAACAGAAUAUGUUCCGGGUAUGAUUGCUGUAGGAACCAAGUUUAUGAGCAUGGCACCUACAUCCCCAUUUAUCUUGUUUGAAGAAAAAUUGAUGGAAGUCAUAAAAAAAACACCAAAGACAUCACCCCUGGAGAUAUAUAUUUUAAAAAUAUAUCUGGAAAUGAAAACAGAAACUGACAUUGUUCAGGAAGUAGGAACCAAGUAUGACAGUCCCCCUCUAGAUGAGAAGGACAGUUGUGGACAGAAUUCAAGGAAAAGGAAAGAAAAGAAUAGACUUUACACCUGGAUAAAAAAUUUCAUAACAAGAAAGACGUGUGCACCUGUGGAAUCUUUUAAAGAAAAAUGGACCAGAUUUGCAGAUGCAAAUCCAUCUGUGGUGAUGCAGUAUGUCAUAAGUAGGCCCAGGGUAAUAGAACAACUGCAAUGCAUUUUGGACUCUGAUUCAGGUAAAUUUAGAGUUUUACCAAAGAAACAAAUGGAAUUGUGA